This is a messenger RNA of Aegilops tauschii subsp. strangulata, 902 nucleotides long. RefSeq lists its product as uncharacterized. The record is from RefSeq and is a predicted model, not a curated record. NCBI's taxonomy places the organism in Eukaryota, Viridiplantae, Streptophyta, Magnoliopsida, Poales, Poaceae.
UAUAAGCCAUGCGUCGCCUGUUACAUCCAUUCAUCCAUCCAUCAGCGUACACAAGCAAGCAAGUGGUAGAGGUUCAGGCAUGGCAGCUCCGAGAGCGCUCAUCCUCGCCGUCCUGCUGGCGCUCGCCGUCGCCAACGCCGAGGCGGCGUCCGUCGUCGUCGGCCUGGCCAAGUGCGCCGACUGCACCAGGAAGAACCUCAAGGCCGAGGAGGCCUUCAAGGGUCUUCAGGUGGCGAUCAAGUGCAAGAACGUCCACGGCGACUACGAGAGCAAGGCCGUGGGUGCCCUUGACGGCACCGGUGCCUUCAGCGUUCCCCUGGCCGCCGACCUCCACGGCGCCGACUGCAUCGCUCAGCUCCACAGCGCCGCCUCCAACGCGCCGUGCCCCGGCCAGGAGCCAUCCAAGAUCGUGCCUGUUUCUGAGGGCACCACCUUCAGCGUCGUCGCCGGCGACAGCAUUGCCACGCCGUCUGCAGCGUCGCCGGAGUGCGCGUCCAUGACCUUGUGCGGGCCGAUCAAGAAGCACAUCAUCGAGCAUUUCCACCACAAGCAGCCCGUGCCGCCCAAGCCGGAGCCCAAGCCCCAGCCCCACCCUGAUUAUCACCCCGUGCCCAAGCCGGAGCCCAAGCCGCAGCCCCACCCGGACUACCACCCCGUCCCUCCCACGCCCACCUACGGCGGCGGCGGCGGUGGAUACCACGGACACCACUAGUGACUCCGAUCUACCAAUCCGGCACAGCAAUGAAGUGACGCUGCUAUUUAUAUAUGUGCACGGGUUAGCUUGGUCUUCUAUCAUUCAGAAUAACAGUUGUGAGGGAUAAGUAUGCGUGUCAGGUAAAUGUACGGGUGUUUGUAAUACCGUUGUGAUUUUUUGUAAUGAGAAGUUCCUAUAUCUGAAUCAA